This is a messenger RNA of Lytechinus variegatus (green sea urchin), 3607 nucleotides long. Its product is annotated as retinol dehydrogenase 8-like. The transcript has 4 exons. The coding region runs from base 183 to 1052 and encodes 289 amino acids. The record is from RefSeq and is a predicted model, not a curated record. Gene Ontology annotation, molecular function: oxidoreductase activity. Lineage: Eukaryota; Metazoa; Echinodermata; Echinoidea; Temnopleuroida; Toxopneustidae.
CAUGGACCCACAGUAACAAUAAACUGAUCAUCCGUGGAUAGGUCCCUGGGCUUGGUUGAUCAGUAGACGGGUUAAUCGCGAUGUAGCGGUGGCAGUACCGUGGACCUUACCCAUCUAAAGGCUUACUCAUUCCAUUUUUUAAAUCUGAAUUUAUAUGAAAUGCUUUAGUAUUAGCCCCAAACAUGGAGCCUCAAAUCGUUCUCAUAACUGGCUGCUCUUCAGGUAUCGGGCUCGCCACUGCCACUCGUCUCGCUCUCGACAACGAUCAGCGAUACAUCGUCAUCGCAACGGUAAUUUCGAUGUCGGAAAGGGCGGAGCUGAUGACUGCCCUGGGCGACGCCCUGGAUAAAACAGUUUUCAUCAAAGUUUUGGACGUAACGAAUGACGAGAAUAUAUCUUCUGUGGUUGACAAUGUCAUUAAUACUCAUGAGCGGAUCGAUGUUUUGAUAAACAUCGCUGGAGUGGUCUUCCUCGGAAUUCCUGAGCAGAUGCCGAGGGAAAAGAUUGACCUUAUGUUCAGUGUUAAUGUGAUGGGGGCUAUGAGACUCACACAAGCUGUCCUGCCGCACAUGAAAGAAAGAAGAGCAGGGAAGAUUAUUGCUGUUACAAGCAGUCUCGCCAGGCAAGGUCGACCUUACUACGAAUUUUAUUGUGCGACCAAGUUUGCAAUCGAAGGGUUUUUCGAAUCUCUGGCUGCUGGCUUGAGGCUAUUCAAUAUUCGGGUUUGUCUGGUGGAGCCUGCUCGUGUUACUACCAGGAUGGAUGAUCAUGUAUGUGCCUGCGUGAGGGAGAUACUGAACGACGACGAAAUCGACGAAAUAGACCGCCGUCAUCUAGAACACAUGCAUCGGAUGAUGAAGGUAUCGAAGUCGUCAAGCGCGGAGAAGGUCGCCGAGGCCAUCGUGGAACGGUGCUUGGAGGAGGAGAAACCUGCUCUUAGACACCUCUUAAAAGAUAAGGUUGGCUGCGAGGAGAUAGCGAAGUAUUGUAGUGAUGUUACUGGGGAACGCUCUAUAGCUGGAAACCUAAAGCGACUGGGGUAUUCAUCGUGAAAUGGGAGGCUCCGUUCGCAGAACCUGCGAGACAUCUCAACAUCGAUGUUUGAACAUGUUGAUACGAACGGACAUAUAUGAGUGCAUUGAUAAUUUAGGUGAAUGACUAAUCAAAACCGAAUGUAAAAAAAAAAUAUAAGAGUAAAUGCCUUGAUAAUCAUUAACAGCUAGUGUUAGUUAUGCUGGUGCUAAAUAAUUCUACUUAGUGCAUCGAUUAUCAUCAAAUCAACACCACCAACACCACCAUCAUCAAACCAUUAUGCAUCACCUCCACCAUCAUCAUCACCAUUGUCAAUAUCAUCAUUAUCAUCAUCAUCAUCAUUGCCACCACUACUACUACUACCUCCACCACAACCAUCACCAGAUGUUUCUCCUCAAGGGGCAGGGGGUUACUGUACAGCGUGUCCCACAAAGAUAAAAUGAGUAGAUUGUGAUAAUUGCUAAAUCAUAUUGUAUAUAAUUGUAAUAUCGUGAAACAGCAUUUGUUUUAUACAACUGACCUGAAUUUUAUGAGAUACGGGCCUACUUUCAGGAGUGAUCAGAAAACAGUCCUUUCAAUCCAUGUUUCGGUGUGACGUUGAAAUAAAGCACAAAUUCCAAUCACCUCCUUAUUCACUAUUUAUGUAUUCAUUUAUUUAUUUCCUUUGAAGGAUUGGAGGCCUACUAAAGGAUAACUACAAGGAAAUGAUUUAAAACUUUUUUAGUAAUCCAUAAUCUCAUCUAUUCAUCCGAAGGGUGAAUAAAUAGGUCAUCCCCAGGACUUGAACAAAAGCUAUCAGUGCCGAUCUUAUGCCCCUGGCUGAACGUGAAUAAAGAGGCCUUUGAUUUGUACCACUUGAAUGUAAUCAAAAGAAAAAGUGCUCAUAUCUUUGUGAUUAUAUGGCCUGUUGCAGAAAGAGUUGCGUUUAAACGCAAGUCAGAAAAUCAAUCGCAAGUCAGAAAUGCGCGCUGUUGAUUGGUUGAAAAUCAAGUUGCGCGUGAUUUUUAGAGUUGCGUUUGAUUGCAACUCUUUCUGCAACGGGCCAUAAAAUUAUUCCAGAUGUAGAAAAUGAAUUGUAGUUUCCGGAUGUAAAGAAAUGAAGAAUGUAAUGGUAUCAUUUUAAUAUCAUACCAAUCUAGAGUGCCAUUACCAUUUUCUCGUGGAAUACGCUGUAGUAUAGUGAAAUAUCGAGCAGAAAGGGUAUUAAGGGGUAUGUUUGUAUUUAAUUUCAGUAUUUUUGUUAGGAUUCUCUAUUUGUUCCUUGAAGUAAAGAAGUCAUAUUCUUCCUAAUAUUUUCACCCCCGUCCUUUCGAAGCUUCUGAUUUUGCACUUCAGAAUACUUUUUCAAUAUGGCUUCUUCUAAACUUUUCUUGUAAAUUAUACUUCCCAAAGUUUAGGUGAUGAUUAAAACAAAAUAGAACUUGUCUAUUUACAGUUUUCUGUUUGUUUUUUUUUGUUUUUUUUUAUAAUUAGCACGUACUCAAUAUUUCAUGUGCUAAAAUGAACUAUUAUUAUAUUUCCAAAGUCUUCACUGACCCGGCAUGGUGACUCAUGAAAUUUAGGUCAUAUGUUUGGUACUCGGAUCAGGAGGCUAAAAAAAAAUUGACAUAAAAGCAUUUGGGUUGUAGGCUAUUGGUAUUUAUAUCAUUUCUGUGUGGUUUUAAUAAUAGUACAGCAGAACUUCUGAAUUAUUUUUGUGUCAAUAAAUUUCAAACAAUUUUUUUUGUUCGUGGUUACUCAUUUCUAUUUUUGCAUUAAGCGCAUUGAGACGCCCACGGGUAGUGAUAUGCGAUAUAUAUAAGCAACAUCGUGUUAUGACUGUAGAAGCUCCUUGCUGUUACUAUUGUUAUUAUUACUAUUCUGACCUCAACAUAAUUAAAGAACAAAGCUUGAUAUCCCGAUGAUAUAUUUUAAUCAUAGACAGUACAACUCGUCAUUGUUUGUCAGUUUCGCAUUGGUUUGGGGGAAACGGUUAGAAGAUUGACAUUACCAUAGAUAUAGAGGCUUUUAUCUGGAGCAAUUACUAUGCACAGGCACACAUGCAAUACGGUUGUGAGGAACGGACAGGGUGACCAGACGUCCCGUAUUUCCCGGGAUUGUCCCGUAUUUUGCUCCUUUGUCCCGGCGUCCCGAUAAACCCUCCCCGGGACGCCUAAUUGUCCCGUUUUUCAGAAUAUUGAACAAAAAUACAUUUAAAAGUGACAAAUUUUCAUUAAAUCAUAAAUAAACAACAGAUGACGAAGGAGAGAUAACAAUUAAAUCGAUAACUGUAAACUUUUGCAAGUUUUGCGGUGAUUUUCUUGCUUCUGUAACCCAAUACAUUGCAAACGAACUUGCCUCCUGCCUAUGUGUGUGUGUUAGGCUAGUAGCUAGGCAUGUAUGAUCGGAGCAAAUGCAAACAAUCUCACAUGAUAAACAGUUUUUCCACCAAAAUAGUCACAAAGUCGGCAGGAAAUUUUUAUAAUUAUUCUCAGAUUAAUGUUUUAGAGAUGUAAUCGGUGCAAGAAGUUAUUGACUUUUCAUAGAUCUAGUUUUUUCAGCUUUUGUUUUGAGUCUUGGUGUGUUCGAUGCCGCG